AUGUCAAACACGGCUCUGCUCAAGCGGCUGCAGCGGGAAUUGCAACUGCUGGAGUGCGAGCCACCACCGGGCAUCUCCGCCUGGCCUAAAGAUGGCAAUAAAAUUACAGAAAUCGAAGCCUGCAUUAUUGGGGCAUCCGAUACGCCCUACGAGAAUGGAGUGUUCAAGCUUGAGAUCACUGUCCCAGAACGGUAUCCCUUCCAGCCGCCCAAUGUGCGGUUCAUGACGCCUAUCUACCACCCCAACAUCGACGACAGCGGUCGCAUCUGCCUCGACACGCUCGUGCAGCCGCCCAAGGGACCUGAUGGACAGGGAGCUUGGACGCCUUCCCUGAACAUAUCCACCGUCCUGAGUACCAUUCAAGUGCUGAUGUCUCACCCCAACCCCACCGAUCCGCUCAUGGCUGAUAUUAACGAAGUGUUCGUCAACAAUCACGCUCGAUUCGUGGAGACCGCCAAGCAGUGGACCCAGCGAUACGCCAACGAGAGCGAAAACGCGGCCCUCGCAGCUAGGACACGAAAGAGGGGCGAGGUGGGUACGUCAUCGGACGAUGCGGGCAAGCCGGAGAAGCCUGAUGCCACUGAGCCGCCCAGCAAGAGGAGGAGAAACGCCAAUGACGAGGACGAGGCGGAACAAAAGCGCAAGGACGAAGGGGAAGAUGAAGAGGAAGAUAGCGAAGAAGAGGAAGAUGAGGACGACGAAGAAGAGAGCGAGAACGAAGACUGA
Molecule: messenger RNA, 726 nt
Organism: Acanthamoeba castellanii str. Neff
Lineage: Eukaryota; Discosea; Longamoebia; Acanthamoebidae
Product: Ubiquitinconjugating enzyme E2 T, putative
Exons: 6
Coding region: 1-726 (241 amino acids)
Source: RefSeq, a predicted model, not a curated record